Messenger RNA from Solenopsis invicta (red fire ant), 2559 nucleotides. RefSeq names its product angiotensin-converting enzyme-like. Bases 361 to 2217 code for a protein of 618 amino acids. Gene Ontology annotation, molecular function: peptidyl-dipeptidase activity; metallopeptidase activity. The record is from RefSeq and is a predicted model, not a curated record. The transcript is spliced from 12 exons. Gene Ontology annotation, cellular component: plasma membrane. Gene Ontology annotation, biological process: proteolysis. Lineage: Eukaryota; Metazoa; Arthropoda; Insecta; Hymenoptera; Formicidae.
GGUCACGUGACCGCAAGGUUAGAGCAGGCGAGCCCGCUUCCGCUCGUCACCGGAAACGACGUGGGGGGAUACGACAGGACCGCCAAUUAAAUCCAAUUCAACUCUCGCAUCUCCUACAUUAUCAUUCCGAAUUAAACUUCAUAAUGCGCGCAUCGGUCCACGAAGUUGUAAUCAAAAUCUCAUUUUCUCAAGACGGGAGAAUAAAGUAGGACGACAGAGUGUUUUUCUUCACGGCGGAAUAAGGCGAUUGAAAGCAGGGAGGACGGAGGGCAGCCGUAAUGAAGAGCAAUUUGCCGGCCGAUGGUGCGGAAUCACCGUUUGUGAGACUCUGCAAGUGAGCUGAAAAAGCAUCUACGAAAUAUGUUUUUCCUUCACCUUGCAGUAUGCAUUGUUCUGCAUAUCAGCAUCGUCGCCUCGAAAACAGAAGAAAUUGAUUAUGGAACGUCGAUGACGAUCAAUCAGAUGGAUAAUACAUUUGAAUUGCUAAAUCAAGCGAUCGCCGAAAUGGAAUGGCAAACCCUCGCAAACCAUUCCAUCGUAUCACCAGAAAUGUAUAUGGACUUUGUUCGUCUGAAGCUGAAGUUAAAGAAUGGAUGGUGCGUAAAAUUGAUGGACCUUCAAAAUGAUAGUAUAUUAGUGGAUAAAAAAUUAGUGCACUUUUUGUGUAAAGGUCCAAGAUAUACUGAUGAAAUAGCAAGGAAGAUCGCUGUUAUCAACGAAUUGUUGUCAUCCGCAUAUAACUCAGCACGAAUUUGCAAAGUUAAAGAUCACAUACAGAGAUGUUACAACGAUGAAUUAGACAUGGGAAAGUUAAUGGCAACUUCAAGAAACGAGAGAGAAUUACGUUGGGCUUGGAUCGCUUGGAGAAAUCGCAUGAGUCGCACAAGGGAAUUUUUCAGACAAUUAGUGGAUCUUCAAAAUACUGCUGCGCGAAACAAUGGCUACACUGAUAUUGGAGAAUACUGGAGAGAAGAGUAUGAAAUUCCAGACUUGGAAAGAGUUUUUGACGAAAUGUAUCAACAAAUCGAACCACUCUAUCGUCUUCUUCACGCUGUCGUGAGAUUUCGUCUCGCAAAAUUAUAUCCCAACGUUGUUGAUAUGUUUCUGCCAAUUCCCGCUCAUUUAUUAGGUAACUUAUGGUCACAAAGUUGGGAAGCAUUAAUCGACGUGGUGUUUACGAAUUACACCACAGUUAUGCCGAAUCUAAUGGACUCGAUGAUACAGGAAAAUUACAAUGUGAUAAAGAUGAUUAAAACUGCAGAAAAUUUUUAUACAUCUCUCGGAUUUCCACCGUUACCGUCAAAAUUUUGGAAAAACUCUAUCUUUGAACAAAAAAUUGAUAGCGGCUCUAGCUGCCAUGCAACUGCAAUCAACAUGUACAAAAAGGAUGACUUUAGAAUUUUUGCGUGUUUAGAAACACAGCCGCAAGAUUUCAAUGUCAUUUAUCACGAAAUUGGUCACGUACAGUAUUAUAUGGCGUACCAGAAUCAGCCAUCAUUUUUUAAGAACGGAAUCAACAGUGCUUUUCACGAGUCAAUAGGAGAUGCCGUUUCGUACGGUGCAGAUUCUUCUCGAUAUGUGCGUCGUCUAGGAUUAAUACAUAACGUGUUCACGACGUCCGGUAAUUCGUCCAAGGCAGAUUUGCGUGAUUUACACGAUUCACUGGAAAUAGCUCUUCUACUUAGGCAGGCUUUACUCAAGAUACCGCAAUUGUCCAACGGACUGAUAAUAGAGAAAUGGAGAUGGUCCGUUUUCUCCGGCAAGACAAAACCAUCAACAUACAAUGCAUUCUGGUGGGACUUGCAUCGUCGAUACAUGGGUAUUGUACCGCCAUCACCGAGAUCCGAGAAGUUCUUUGAUCCUGCGGCAAAAUUUCAUGUCGCAUAUAAUAUACCUUAUGCUGGGUAUUUCCUGGGAAACUUUUUGCAAGUUCAGUUAUUUCAAGGAAUGUGCGAGGCAUCCCUGAAUCUGCCGCUCAGGUCCACGGCGUUUAACUUACCUCUUCACAAAUGCGACAUUUACGAUUCGAAGGAUGCGGGAAAGUUAUUAAGGUCGAUCAUGAAACUUGGAAGCAAAGCAAAUUGGAGAAGAGCAUUACACGCAAUAACGGGGUAUUCCGGGUAUCGCGUGGAACCGCUCUUGACUUACUAUGAGCCGGUCCGUGAAUGGCUACAACGUGAAAUCGAACGUCACGGAAUUCCAGUUGGCUGGGAUUGAAAUGACUUUAAGUUAUCUCGAAUUUCUCCACAUGGAAACUCGCGUCUAUGUCUCGAUUUUCUUUUACCGCGUUCAAGAAUGUACCAAUUAUUUCGUUAUAUCCAGUGCGAAGAAGCGAUCGUUUACUUGACUGUAAUUGCUCGCGUGUCGUCAUAGCUCCGCUGUAUUCAAUUCUUGUUUCGAGCCCAGGCCUUCGUUCGUGAAAAUGUCAAAUUCUUCUCGACUCGUGAGAGCGUUACGGACGUCGUUCAGCGUAAUGGCUUUGGGACACCUGUAAAUCAAUGAGAUACAAAUAGAUUGUUGUUUGACAUACGAAAUAUAGUAAAAGUGCGCAAAAGUUAA